AUGCCAUCUGCAUCAGGAUUAUUGUUUGCUACAUUCCUAGGCUCUGCCACUAGAAGAUUACAAGUCCAACUUGUGGGUAAAACCUAUCCAAGAGGAUGGGAUAGAGUUCCCGGUUAUAUAUUAUCAUCAGGAUUAUUCAUAGGUGGAUAUCUUGUGUUUGAUAGUUAUAUUCAAAGUAAUAGAAAGUUAUUGGACAGAAGAUUGGCUAUUUUACGUGAACAAAGAGCUGUCAAGGAUGUGUUUUAUGAAUUUGAAGAAGAACCAGAUCAUAGACAAACUGCUGAUAAGAGUGGUAGAUUCUUUAGAUUAUUUGAUAAAUUUGGUGCUCCAUACAAAUAA
This is a messenger RNA of Scheffersomyces coipomensis, 339 nucleotides long. RefSeq lists its product as uncharacterized. Lineage: Eukaryota; Fungi; Ascomycota; Pichiomycetes; Serinales; Debaryomycetaceae. The transcript has a single exon. The record is from RefSeq and is a predicted model, not a curated record. The coding region runs from base 1 to 339 and encodes 112 amino acids.